UUUUAUUUCACCUUCACUUUUAUUUUCACUUUCGUCUCUCUCGUUCUCUCAAUCGCUUGUUUGACCAGAGGGCAGGUUGAACCUCGCGCUCGUGCGAGACUUGUCGUCGAGCAGUAUUGCUGUCGUGCCAGUCUGAGUUACCGUGCCCGUCUUGCUGCCACAACAGAUUUGCUUUUAUGUCAAGCCGAUCGAUGUUGAUUUUGACAUCGCGAAGCCUUGUCGUCGCGCCAGUCUGAGUUACCGUGCCUGUCUUGCUACCACGUAAAGUAGAUUACCGGAUCAAUUUUGCCAUCGUGCCAGACUAGCUGUUAGGAUAGUCUCGUCGUCGAGCAAUAUUGCCGUCGCAGCCGGUCUGAGUUACCAUGCCCGUCUUGCUGCCAUGUCAGACCAGCCGUUGCGCCAGUCCUGUCACUGGAUCAAUCAAGUCACCUGGUCGAACUUCUUCUCUCAUUUUCAUUUCUUUUAUCUUUGUAUGGCAAGGCAGGGUCCUGUGACCACACCUCUAUUUUGACAUGUGUGUGUGCUUGCAAGAAAGGAGAAAUAGGUCAAGGGAGGCGAUUCCAAACCGGUCGUAGGCCAUGGGGGCUUUCCAACGUGAUCUAAGAGGGCACCCACGAGAGUCAGCCCAAGUGUGUCACGGACCCAUGUGAGGUAAGUCUCGCCUCACAACCCAAAUUCCUCUCUCACUAGUUGGACACUUGCCCUUGUUUUGUGAACAAGAUUCCCGAGAGAGUGAUCUCAGAUCCCGAUUCUUUUGAACCCAAGACACGUGUCACCUGAUUACCUAGAUCUGGGAAGGCGAGAUCGAGGCACCUAACCGGCUUGGCGAUUCCACUGGGGAUACGCUACCCCAUCAUUGGAUCGUUCUUGUUUGACUUUCCUUUCUCUUUAUUCCUGCUCACUAUACACAGACCUAUCUCUAGGGUUACUUAACCCCUUCAUCAGAGUCAAGGGUUUCGUAGUCCACGCACUCAUGAGUCUUCAUUGGGAACAGGUUCCGUGAACCUCAUGCAAGACCUUUCUCCUGAGCAUCGACCCUGUGUUGCGUUCUCAGUUCAUCACCUGGGUAAAGGUGAGGAUAGACUUACAAGUCCCUCACUCCCUACGUCCUUGCAAUGGUGGACCUUCUGCCAACGCACCUUGCAUUGGUGGCACAUAUGAGACCACACAAAGCACACACCCUGCUACCGGCAUUUCACACGCUGUUCCCACUGCUUGGGGCAGCCCGAAGGUUGCCGCUCCCUCUCCCGCGACUGACAAUUCAUUUGUCAUAACUCAUGCGGGUCACCCCGAGGCUACCCCCCAUUCUCUAUCACUUUGAGCCCCUAUAACAAGAGGCUCAACACCUAGGAGGAGGUGGCUCUGAAGCCACUACCUCGCACACACUCAUCAAAGCUAGGGAACCAUCCAUGCAAGCCACAACUUGAAGCAACCCACCAGAGCAAGGGAACCAUCCAUGCAAGCCACACCCUGUGCGCGUCGAGGUGUAGCGCCACACGUGAGUUGGGCUAGCAACGACUAUGUUGUGUGCAGUGCCGACGGUGUUGUGUGCAGUGUCGACUGUGUUGUGUGCAGCGCCGACUGUGUUGUGUGCAGCAUCGACUGUGUUGUGUACAGCGCCGGCUGUGUUGUGUGCAACACCGGCUAUGUUCUGUCUAGUGCUGCUCUGUGGUGUGCAUCACCGACUGUGUGGUGUGCAGCGCUAGCUAUGUUGUGUAUAGCACUGACUAUAUUGUGCGCAGCACCGGCUGUGUGGUGUGCAGCGCCGGCUAUAUUGUGUGUAGCGCCGGCUGUGUGAUGUGCAGUGCUGGCUUUGUUGUAUGUAGCGCCAGCUAUGUGGUGUGCAGCAUCGGCUGUGUUGUGUGCAACGCCGGCUGUGUGGUGUAUAGCACCAGCUGUGUUGUGUGUAGUGUCGGCUGUGUAGCGUGCAUGGGCAGCGAACGCCACGUGUCCCUUGCUUGUUGUUUAGUGUGCCUUGAGCUUGCCACUUGUUGACCAUGUAAGCCCAUGUUUGCCACUUGUGAACUCUUAAACACCACUUGUCACUUGCUGCCCUUUCCUCUCUUACAAAUAAAGCCCUUCUUAUCUCUCCAAGGACUUUUGUUCUCUCUCACUCUCCCAUGUCCUUAUUCUCUCUACCACACAUAGAGCCUCAAGCUUUGGGAGCUUUACCUUUGAAGGGGAUCUUGGUGGGAGGUAAACUUCGAGUUGUUGUGAGAUUUUCCGCUACAGGUCGAGGACGGUGGGAGGUGAUCGAGUUUGGUGAACUGAAAGCCAGUGCUCGACGAGUGGAUCUCUAUUCUUGUAUUGUCCGCUGCAAGUCGAGGACAGCUAGAGGUGAUCGUGUUUGGUGGACUGAUAGCCCAUGCUCUACGAGUGGAUCUCUAUUCUUGUGUUGGUGUUUGUUAGUUGUCGGCCAUGCAGUGGUUUGUUUUAUGAAGUUAUGUAUUUUGUUGUCAGGCAUGUAGUGCCUUGGAUGAAUUGUAAUAUUCUGGAUACUGUACUUAUGACUUUUGGAGACUGUAUAUGGAUAUGA
This is a messenger RNA of Amborella trichopoda, 2536 nucleotides long. Lineage: Eukaryota; Viridiplantae; Streptophyta; Magnoliopsida; Amborellales; Amborellaceae. The record is from RefSeq and is a predicted model, not a curated record.